UAUGUGUGUAUAAAAAUAGAUUGUAUCCAGCGAACCCUCCUUUCUAGCCCUAUUGACCACACUCGGCGAAAAAUCUCUCCUCCACAUCGAAGCAAAUCUCUCUCUCUCUAUAGCUCCUCUCUUUCUCUCUCUAGCUUAGCUAUGUCUCAGGUGGACAACAGGAAUUCUUCGGCAUCCAAGCGUGCAAGGACUGAUGGGGGGCGUAGGGAAGAUGACUGGACUUGUCCAAGCUGCGGCAAUGUCAAUUUUUCAUUUAGAACAACUUGCAAUAUGCGCAACUGUACUCAGCCUAGGCCUGCUGAUCAUAACUUAAAAUCUGCUGCCAAACCUGUGCAAGCUCCACAGGGCUACUCAUCCUCGGUGCCCUAUGUAGGCUCCGGUGGACCACCCUCUUCAAUGUACAUGGGUGUUCCGCCUUAUGGUUCUUCUCUUUUCAAUGGAUCAGCGAUGCCUCCUUAUGAUGUUCCAUUUUCUGGGGGUUCUGCAUAUCAUUAUAAUUAUGGCAGUCGCCUCUCUGGAGGCAGCCCAUACCGAUCCCUGCAUUUAUCUGGCCCACCACCUUAUUCGAGUGGAUCUAUGAUGGGAAAUGGUGGGAUGUAUGGUAUGCCUCCCUUGAUGGACCGCUAUGGCUUGAGCUUGCCCAUGACUCAUGCCAACAUGGGCCCAAGACCGGGUUUUUUCCCGGAAGAUAAGUCUCAAAAGAAAGGCGCAGACGACUGGACAUGUCCUAAAUGUGGAAAUGUCAACUUUUCAUUUAGAACAGUUUGUAACAUGAGGAAGUGCAACACACCAAAGCCUGGGUCUCAGGCUGCAAAAGCUGAGAAAAGUUCGAAACAAAAGAUGCCAGAGGGAAGCUGGAAGUGUGAAAAAUGCAACAACAUAAACUAUCCUUUCAGGACCAAGUGUAACAGACAGAAUUGCGGGGCUGAUAAACCAUCUGAUUCGCAGAAGUCCUCUCCAGAACAAGCAGAAGAAAGUGAUCAGUGAGUACUAGAACAUGUUUGAGGGUUGAGAAGGUCCAGAGUUGUCGUCCAGCAUUGCUCAGUAUGGGUGUCUGAAAGUCAGUCAUGUCUUCGUGUUGCAGCAAUUGUCAAGUUACUCUGUCUUCUCAUAUUCCGUGUCAAGUUGUUGUAUUAACUGUGAUGGUAUGUGGUCUUUAUGGAUUCUCUAUUCAGAUGCAUCGCGUGUCUGCCAGCUUUGUUUGGCAAGAAUUAAGGUUAGUUCUGGUUAUUUUGAGAUAGGAUUUUGUACUUCUGGAACGUAAUUUGUUUUAGUGGGUAUUUUUACGUGCAUUUGAGCUAUAAUGGUUGGCAUAAAGGUGUACUGAAGCCUUAUUUUUCUAAGUUUCGGUUCUUCGGUUCA
Messenger RNA from Cornus florida, 1362 nucleotides. RefSeq names its product ranBP2-type zinc finger protein At1g67325. Lineage: Eukaryota; Viridiplantae; Streptophyta; Magnoliopsida; Cornales; Cornaceae. The transcript is spliced from 10 exons. Gene Ontology annotation, molecular function: RNA binding; transcription coregulator activity. The record is from RefSeq and is a predicted model, not a curated record. Bases 142 to 987 code for a protein of 281 amino acids. Gene Ontology annotation, biological process: regulation of DNA-templated transcription. Gene Ontology annotation, cellular component: nucleus.